Molecule: messenger RNA, 3855 nt
Organism: Xiphophorus hellerii (green swordtail)
Lineage: Eukaryota; Metazoa; Chordata; Actinopteri; Cyprinodontiformes; Poeciliidae
Gene: fam174b
Product: family with sequence similarity 174 member B
Exons: 3
Coding region: 330-743 (137 amino acids)
Source: RefSeq, a predicted model, not a curated record
UAACUCUCCUCUUCAGCACCGGGAGCAGAGGGCCAGCCCGCAGAGCUCUUCCGGAGGCGGAUAAUCCCCUCACCUCUACUCGCAGUUCGGGAAGGGAUUUGCAAUAACUCACCUAUAGGAAGACACCUUCCCGAAGCUCAUGCAAGUUACGACUUACAGAGAAGCCAGGACCUGCGCACAAAUGGAUUUUUGCGUCUCACCUUGCGCGUUUUGGUGUAGCCUAUAUAGAUAUCUGAUGAGUGUAUAAUGUAGCAGCUGCUGCUUGGGGAAAAAACAAACAAACUAUUGAAGCCUCUGAUACCCAUAUAAAUAUUAAUCAUUUCGGCAGCAUGUUUGUGACGCACAGUCUUGCUUUAACUUUUAUUGCGGCGGCUCUCUGUCUGAUCAGUGGAGAACCGCCGAAUUCUUCAUCUGCGACGCAGAAUUCAACAUCCACGUCCAUCAUCCUCGGCCACGAUGAACCGACGAGUAAAAACGCCACGCACGGUGCCGUGGGAUCCCGGAUCUCACCUCUGAUGACUUACCUGCCAACUCUGAAAAACGUCGUUAUUUUCAUCUGUGUGUUGACAGCUGCCCUCAUCACAUGCCUGGUCAUCAAAGUGAUAAGGUCUGGCCGAAAAAUCAGGAAAACGAGAAAAUACGACAUCAUUACCACACCGGCGGAGCGGGUGGAGAUGGCCCCUCUGAACGAGGAGAAUGACGACGAAGACGACUCGACCCUCUUUGAUGUGAAAUACAGGUGAAUCCCAUGUGGGACAACUGUUGUUUUGGUAACUCCUUUUUUCCCCCCCCACCUCAACUAAACUUCAGCGAUUUUGCCAUCCAAGUGUCGUCACGUCAGCGAUUUCUACUCGUGUUUUACCUGCGUUGAAAAUGAACAGAUGCAAUUUGUCUGCUGUUGUGCAAAGAUUCUAUCGCACUAUCUAGAUAACUUGCUCAGAGUUUCUAAAAUAAGACACGUCACAUAUCCACCAAACUUUAAGUGGUCUGGACAAACAAAAUUUUUAAUUUUGAAUUUAAUCCUUGGACGAGCUUUUUAAACCUGAACUACGAUAUGUUAAACUAAGGUGGAGGUCGAAGGAACCAAAGUUUUUCCACAUGGCUUAACUGGAGAAAAAGUUUAUUAAUUAUUAGUGAAGGUUUUAAAAAGAUCAGAAGCACAAAAGAUAAUGAAGGAUAGUUGCUUUGUCUAUAAACCUCAUAAUAAUCUUGUGAGUUUUAGUAUCACAUUUAUUUAUACCAACUAACCACUUUAUUGUGCAAAUGUACUGUUAAAGGCUUACUAACUUUUCUGUCUGCAGUGUUUGUGUUGUUUCACAUUCAGUUUUAUUUUGCUGCUAUCAAGCUGAUGUCAGUCAGUGUUGUCAAUUUUGACCUAAGAAUACUCUCAGGAUGUCUCUUUAAAUCUGUUUGCUAUGAAUGUGAAUGGAGUACGUUGUCAUAAAGUGUGCGGGAAAUGCAGCAGGUUCAGCGAUUAAAUACCAUGACAACAUGUCGCCAGUGUUACAGAGCCAAAACAAGAUGAAGCUUUCUUCAGGAUCCUAAAAUCUGUCAUGUUUAGCAUAAGAUUGCAAUAAAGGUUCUCUCCACUCCUGUUAGUGUCAAUCAUGCAAAAAAACAACAACAAAAAAAAACCUGAAGAUGAUUGUAAUCUUGUACUGCAGUAGCAUAAUCUCACUUUAGAAAAUAAAAAUUCAAACUGAAAUUCUUUAGUUUGAGUAUACUUUAAUAAUUAGAAGAAAAAGUUAAUUGUACUGAGAGUAAAAUUCAUAGCACUACAGAAUAGCUAUGGAUCUCCCUUGCAGAAUUUCACAAAAUAAAAAGCUGCUAAUUCUUCUUUAUGUAUUUGGGUCAGAGACGUCACGCAAGGCACACGAUUAAAGCCAAUCUGCUUUAAUCGCCCUUUUUUAAAAUGGGUCUUGUGCCAUAUGUGACUUCAAAUUAAUCAGAGUGGAAAUUUAAAUGGUUAUCAGAAACUUUAAGCUUCAUUUGGGUGUAAAUAUGACGGAACAUGGGUUUAAUUUUCCUCAUGACGAGAAAGAUAAGACAGCAUACGUUUCAAAUCAGGCAAAUGGGUUUUGAUUUUCAUAAGUGGACAAAUUCCUACAAGAUGUUUUUAUUUUUGUUGCCUCAAUGGGUUUGAGAUUAUGCUACUGCAAGAAAAUUUGACUUCGUUUUAAGGCUUUACUGAUAAUUAUAAAGGUUGCUGCAAAAAUAUGGUCAAAAAUGAAGCGUCUCCCUCCUUUGAAAGCUAUUACUUGAGUUUAAUGUGAUGGGUUUGUUCUUGUCCAUAAUUAAUGUGCUGUUUGAACAGUUACAGCUUACAGAAACACAAACCAGCUGAAGCUGCUAGCUACACUUGCUCAUAAAAUUUCCAUUUAUCCAAAAUGUUUAUAGAAACAAAAAUACACCUUUAAUAAUUAACCUCCCCGAGCUAAAAUCCUUGUAUAAAUUUAAUCCAAAUGUGCAAAAUCUACCAAAAGUCUUUGCACAAUAUUCAACAAGACUGACUCUGGAUACAUUUCUACAGCUGACGUGAGUGUAGGUGACCUUCUGUUUUAAUUCAAGCUGUUACUUGAUAGCACACCACGCAGCCACCAACAUUUCACGUCUAACAUAAUUACAACUCUUCAGAAUUUUGGUCUAAUGGAAAGAACACCAGAGCCAGCCUUUGACAAUGGAGACUCAGCUUCUGCUUAGCUGCUCCCAAACCAGUAGAGGGCCCUCUAAAGUGAAAAUUGAUCUCAAAACUAGAUAUGCUAUAUCCAAUAUGGCUGCCAUGCAUAUGAGAUGUAGUAAAAAUUGCAGGUAUAAACUGUUUGGUUGGAGGGUACAACUUCUAAUUGCCAACAUAUAUUUAGUGUUUGAAUGCUUCAAAUGGAGGGGAAUGCCUUUAGUUCGGUUUAUACUGGUAGUAGAAGUUACAGCAUCACAGCAGGUUUCCCACUGCUCUUUCGAUUGGCAGCAACAAAGCCCUCAACUUGACUUUGACGAAAUUCUAUGGUCUAAACAAAUGUUUUAUUUGGAUGAAGCCUUGGUUUAAAUGCUAAAACCUUUUGAGAGUUGAAAAAAAAAUGCUAAUUUUUGAAGCUACAUUUCUUCAGGAUUGAAAUGAUUACAUAAAGAAAAAUAGUAGUUUGAUGAUUAUCUUAAGUCAAAGUUUAAUGUUGCUGUUCCUUCUUCUGCAAUUUAUUUACUUAAAUAAAGUGAACUGGAAUGAGGGGCCUAAAUCAAAUUCUGCUUAGACCAACUCUAAUCUUAUUUAUUUUUCCUUCAAGAAAAUUGUUGUCAUGUUCAGAGAAAAUUUAAUCUGUCUUAAUCCACAUAGGACCAAAAAUGUAUGCAGAACUAUUCUUAAUGUCUUCUUUAGUCUAUCUUUUGUAAAAUGGAUAUUAUCAUUUUUUGUUUUCCAACAAUGUGCAUGUCCGCCUCAUAUGUUGGUACUUUUUUUUAGUUUGGAAUCAUACUCUUUUCCUCUAUAACCAGAAAUCUGGCGAACAGCUAAAUGUCUCUCAGGCUUGUACCAUUGCUAUUGUCACGUAAUCUUUUCUUUUUCAUAUAUAUCAUGUGUGUAAAAUUGUGGAAAAAUCCUCCUCAUGCAGAGAUUUUAAUUAUAGACAUUUAUUAGUUUUGAGUCAUCUGCUACACAAAGUUACUCUUGUUAAAACAAAUCAGUUGUGGCUGUGAAGACUUUUAAAAAAGCUGUUUAAAUAGUUUUAUAAGUUUCUGGAAAACAAGUUGGACACAGAUGUUGUGUGUAAACCGGUCUGUUUCCUCAGUUUCCAUGUCUUUACAACACUACUGGAAUAAAACCCUUUUUGAAGUGUUGACUCUUUAAAGGGAGAGGCUCGAAUA